Spodoptera exigua (beet armyworm) is the source of this 6984-nucleotide messenger RNA. Lineage: Eukaryota; Metazoa; Arthropoda; Insecta; Lepidoptera; Noctuidae. The record is from the annotation of a GenBank genome assembly.
UCACUAUCGUGUCAGGCACUGUUGUUGUCACUCUUGUGUUUCUGUCAAUGGCUGAGCCAGCUUGCCGUCACAAAACUUGGAUGCUUUCUUUUUAAUUGUGCUGUAUUAAACUCUAAAGCUGUUCUUAAGCUUUCUUAAUAAUGAAAUUGUAAUAAGAACUGAAUAGAGUUCCUCCAUAUACCGGAACAUGUGUCUAAAUUAAUUGUUCUGGUGUAACCUAGCGUAUGGAUUAAGCACCUGUUUGUACGGCAAACUGUUAAAUGUUGUGGUGCCAUGUCUUAAUUAUGAUCGUCUGAUCCUUUCUUUAGGGCGUAAAGUGAUUUAUAUACAGCGGAUAUUAUAGAACCACGAAGAUGGCAGAUUCCCCAGUCGCUAGCAUUGUCAGCGAGAUUUUGAGGGUUGAAGCAGUAGAAGAAGCUUUUAGUUGUUUCUUAGUGCAUAAACCAGAGGAAGAAAAUGAGGUGUUAGGAAUGUAUCAGAAGAGACUUAGUGGCAUUAUGACCCACCUGAGCACAGAGAUGCAGGAAUCAGCUCUACGCCAGUACCUGACACCUACAGCCGUGCUCACUAACCGUUACAAAAUGAAGCAACUGCUUGGUCUCUUGGAGAAUUUAGUGAAUACAAAUGUUAUUCAGGCUCGAAUGUUAUGCGAUUGCAUUUUGACCAAUGAAAAACUAACCUAUCAAAAUGCUGACUUUUGGAUUGAAAGUUUCAAUUUGAUCAGGAGAAUUAUUGGAGGAGUGGACUACAAAGGAGUCAGAGAAAUAAUGAAAGGAUGCAGAGAAAAGGCUCACACAUUACCAGUUAGGCUUAACUCAAGUACAAUGCCUCAGCUGAAAGCAUUGUAUAAUGUAAUAGAGUACAUAUUUGACAGGAAUGCUUCCUUAUUGCCUGCGUAUUUUAUUGUUACUGAGAUUCAAAAAGAUUACCCCGGUAAUAAUCACUGGCCACACUGGCAACUGGCAAAACUUCUUUCUAGCUUUGUGGAGAGUUUUAAACCAUGUGCUCAAAUGGUUUCUAUUAUUGGACAUUCACAAAUGUUACCUGUUGUUGAGUUUUCGGGCUAUGCCGACCACCUUGUAAAUCCAUGGCGAUUAGAUCCUACAACUUUAAAGUUUUCUCUAAAGGGUAAUUUGCCGUAUGAUGAAGAGCUUCUCAAGCCCCAGAUUUCAUUGCUGAGACAUGUUUUGCAACAACCAUACUCUAGAGACAUGAUGUGUUCAAUGCUUGGCCUCCAGAAACAGCAUAAACAACGCUGUAUCGCAUUAGAAGACCAAUUAGUCGAACUUAUGAUUUUGCCAAUGGAAAGAAGCGAACAAGAGAAUGAAGAUGAUGAAAUGUCUUCAUCACACUGGUGUUGGCUUCAUUUGUCAUCCCAGGUCAUAUACUUGAUCCUUAUUGGAUUUGCUUCUUUUCCAAACAUCGUGAUGGGUCUUCACAGCAAAUUAAUUGGCCAUGAUAUGAAGAAAGGAAGAGAUCACCUUAUGUGGGUGUUACUACAAUUCAUAUCUGGAAGUAUUCAAAGAAAUCCAUCGUCGAACUUCUUGCCAAUAAUAAAACUUUAUGAACUGCUGUAUCCUGAAAAGGAACCUCUGCCAGUGCCUGACUGCACGAAGGCCCAUUGCACACAUCAAAUGGCUGUAGUGUGUAUUUGGAUGCACUUGUUGAAAAAAGCCGAAACUGAACACAAAACUAUGUCCAUGCCACAAAAUUUAAAAGUACAGUACGAGUACCUCCAGCAUUUGUUUACAUCAAAUAAUACACCAACAUUGAUGGGUUCCGAUUACCGCAUUGCUUUGUUGUGCAAUGCAUAUUCAACAAACCAGGAGUAUUUCGCCAGACCGAUGGGUGUGAUAAUAGAAACACUAUUUGGGAGCCAGAAAGCUAUGCCCAAUGGGAAUCCAACCACUCCUUUGCCCACAGUACCAUUGUCCAUGUGUAUACUCGACAGCCUUACCUUACAUUGUAAAAUGUCACUUAUUCACUCCACUGUUACUCAUGUUGCUAAAUUAGCUCAGAAUAAGAGUAAUAUACCAGGAAACAACAUGAUGGCACCUGCUUUGGUGGAGACUUAUAGCCGGUUACUGGUUUAUACAGAAAUUGAGUCGAUGGGGAUCAAAGGGUUUAUACAUCAGCUACUUCCGAAUGUUUUCAAAUCUCAUGCUUGGGGUAUCCUUCAUAACCUUUUGGACAUGUUUUCGUACCGUAUCCACCACGUGCAGCCGCACUACAGGGUGACGCUUCUCUCUAACAUACACUCCUUAGCUGCAUACCCUCAAGCCAAUCAAACACAGUUGCAACUUUGUUUUGAAAGUACUGCAUUAAGAUUGAUAACGAGUUUGGGCAGCUCCGGAGUGCAGUUGCAAAUGUCCAGAGUAGUGUCUGAGCCAAAGUCGCUUGUAUCGUCUGAAAGUGAGGAGCUGAAUCGAGUUCUAGUUCUGACACUAGCACGUGGGAUCUACAUGACGGGAGCUGGCAGUGACGGAGCUGCGGUGAAAGAGCUCCUGACUACGAUCAUGACAAACACGCCGCAUAUGUGGUCCCAACAUACGCUGCAAUGCUUCCCACCUAUGCUGGUUGAAUUUUUUGCUCAGAAUCCUGCUCCUAAAGAGAAUAAGCAAGUGCUGAAGAAAUCAGUUGAGGAAGAGUACCGCAAAUGGACAUCAAUGGCUAACGAUAAUGAUAUUAUAUCACAUUUCUCAGUACCGGGCACGCCACUCUUCCUGUGCUUGCUAUGGAAAAUGAUAUUUGAGACGAACAGAAUCAAUCCCGUAGCUUUCAAAAUCUUAGAACGCAUCGGUGCCCGGGCGUUGUCAGCGCACUUGCGUAAGUUCUGUGAUUACCUCGUGUUCGAAGUGACCAACCCGGCCGGCGGGCCUCAUAUCAACAAGUGCGUCGACGCGAUUAACGACAUCAUCUGGAAAUACAACAUUGUUACCAUUGAUAGGCUUGUUUUAUGCUUGGUACUACGCCCCAACCCGGACGGCAAUGAGAGCCAAGUCUGCCUUUACAUCAUUCAGCUACUGCUGCUGAAAGGCUCAGAACUGAGGAACCGAGCUCAGGACUUUGUAAAGGAAAACUCACCGGAACAUUGGAAACAAAAUAAUUGGUACGAUAAACAUUUAGCUUUCCAUAGAAAAUACCCAGAAAAGUUCGCGCCGGAGGAGGCAAGCAACGCUUACGGAGGCCCUAUUCCUGUGUACCUGAGCAACGUCUGCCUCAGGUUUAUACCCGUUUUGGAUAUUGUGGUGCACCGACAUCUAGAGAUACCAUCCGUUAGCAAGAACCUGGAACAACUGUUGGAACAUCUAGGAUAUCUCUAUAAAUUCCAUGAUCGCCCUAUCACGUUCUUGUACAACACCUUGCACUAUUAUGAGUCGAAGCUUCGCGACAAGCCGUUAUUGAAGAGGAAAUUGGUGAAUGCUGUACUGGGUUCCUUGAAAGAGGUGCGCCCAGCUGGAUGGGCUACCACUGAGGCUUUCCAGGCGUAUCUUGCCAAAACUGAUGUAGAAGCAACCGCCUGGACGGGACCUGACCUAAAUUACUAUCUUAGCCUAGUCAAUCGGAUGGUUGACACUAUGACUGGCAGCUCACACUUCCCUAAUACAGAUUGGCGGUUCAAUGAAUAUCCAAAUCCCUCGGCACAUGCAUUGUACGUGACGUGUGUGGAAUUGAUGUCACUACCCCUAGCGCCGAAUUUCGUCGGUAACACUCUCCUGGAUGUCAUCACUAAAGGUUUUGUCGUAAUACCACCUACUAAGAUCCAGCUUUGGAUCAAUGCAAUUGGACUGAUAAUGGCUGCCCUGCCAGAUCCCUACUGGACCGUUCUUCAUGAUCGUAUACUGGAAUUAAUAACAAACAAUGAAAUGACUGAAUGGCCUUAUCCUCACACACCAUUCCAACUUUUCAAUCUGACUACGACCAAUGACGCCAUGUUGGAAAACAAAUACAGCUUGACGUUGGCUCUGGCCCAUGCCAUUUGGUACCAUGCAGGCGCUGGGCAGAUCAUGCAAGUACCGCAAUUUAUCAAAGAAAAACUGUCAGUGGAGGUGCACACUGAGAUUCAGCUUCUGUACCUGUGCCACUUGGUGGGGCCGUUCUUGCAACGGUUCAAUUCAGACCUGUCUCGAGCCGUAAUGGACAUCACCAUCACUCUGUACGAGUUACUGGCCCACAUCGACAAGUCCCAGCAACAUCUGCAAUACAUCGAUCCCAUAUGUGACUUACUCUAUCACAUAAAAUAUAUGUUUGUCGGCGACACCAUGAAGAACGAAGUGGAGAGUGUUAUUCGCAAACUGCGGCCAGCUUUGCAGAUGCGUUUGCGCUUUAUCACUCAUUUGAAUGUGGAACAGAUAAAUACCGCCUAGCAGAACGAUUACUACAGCUACACGCCGUCUAGUUCGAGUUCCAGCUCGGAAUAAACGGCGUGGCUGUAGUGCUUCAGUGCUAAUUGUGAACAAAGUGAUCAGUGAAGUCUCGACGAACAACGUACUGUUUGUCUAUUUUGUGAUUCCAUUGUAACACUAGCGUUUGUUAUAUUCAUCUUCUUGGUUGUGAAUCCACGGCAUACAAACUGAAUUAGUAUAAUAAAUUUAAUGCAUCACAAAUACAACGGAUUGCCUGACUUCUAUAGCAAUAGAUAAGUCUAAAUAUAGUCAUAUUUUCUUAUUAAGCAUUUUACUGUAACAUAUACAGGUUGAUAUUUCAACCGAAAAGUAUGUAAUUUCUGCAAUAAACUAGUUUAUAGGAAAGUAACGCUCGAACGUCAUAUGGACAAAUCUGGUACAUAAUGUAUUCUUGAAAUAAGCAAUUUAGUGUUUUAGGGAAUAUUUGUAUACAAAUACAUCGUUAUAUUAGAUAGCGACACAAGAAACUUGAACACUAUAAUGUUCUGUACAAUCAACAUAAUUGCUUUGAUAAAUAUUUGCAUUUUACAUUAAGAUUACACAACAACAGAUAUUGUUACAUCGAAAAUCAUCGAUUUCGGUUUAUCAAAAGAGAUGUCCAUUAUUUUUAGAAUAACUAACAUUUUAUCAUCACCAUCACGAUACCUAAGUAAUUUAUUAAUUGUUAUGUUAGUGUUUAAAUAAGUCUGAAGAAAUAGAAACGCUUAUUUCUUUGUAUGUCGUGUGUAUCUGUGUUGUAGUAUUUUGACAUCUACUGGUAAUAUUUUCUUAAAAUCAAUGUAUUUAAGAGUGCAAAAUGAAAACUACCUAAUUGUAAAGAAUGAGAUUAAGUAGAAAAGGUAGUUUCGAUGUGUAAGAGUUUAUUGGCAUUAAUUUAAGUGACUGGGGUUAUGUUCGGCACUACUAGUCGACUAUACUCAUUAGUUAAUCGAUUUUCCCAACUACAUAAUUUACAUAAUUAUGUGUGUUAAUGUACACAAAAAAGUCACUGGAACAAUUUUACUGUAAUAAUGCCCUAUAGAAUAGAAACAAAGAAUAUCUAAAACAUGCGAAGAAUUUAGUAAUAAAGAAGUAUAAAUUAGUUCUAUGAGUUAUAAGGUUUAACGUUUUUUUUUUAGUUAAGCUACUGGUGAGUAGACACCUUUAAUAUGAUACUGAUGAUCAAAAUGAUUGAAUUAUAACAAUAUAAUAGAUAUUUAGCUCGAUAAGAAUUAAAAGCUACUGAACACAAGAAAUAAUUUCGAUAAGCUUAUGUGACUGUACUGUAUUGCACUGCUUUCGUUGUAUAUGGUUUAUCAUUGUUAUUAGUUUUCACCAAAUUAGCGAGCAAAACGGUGAUUUUGAGUUUGUAUAUCAAUAAAAAGAUAUGGAAUUCAAAUUAUUACUCUAUAUUGUCCGUCCGUUUGUUUCAAAGAUAUCAGUUGAAUUCGACAAAUUUAUCAAUUUAAUGAAUAUUUUUUGCGAUUAUGACAUAUUAUAUGUUUUGAGUUUGUGACGCUUAUAGAUGUUUGACAGUGUUAUCGAAGCUGUAAUUUAAACUUUUUUUUUUUGUCAGUAGAACAAAUAAUUUUCUUGUGUUUCAUUUGAGAAUGACAAUGUAUGAUAUUUGGCAAUUACUUAUACCGAAUAUUCCUAUAUCAGGUAUAAGUUGUUCAGUAUAACCGAAUAUCGAAUGAUAAUCCUUAUGCAAAUCUGAGAUAAUGAAUAAGAAUUCAUAUAACUGAAAGUUAUUUUAUUUUUUACCAAAUAUGUAAGAUUACACCUAGCAAUUGUAAAAGUAUGCAUCACUUACUAGCAAAUUAACUAUUUCAAUAUUUUAAUACAUAUGACUUAUCACUUAUACUAUUAAAAUAAUUCAAUAAAAAAUUCCUUACUACCUUUUUUCCUAUCGCCUGUACUAUUUUUGCUUGUAUAGCGAAGAAAGUUUAAAGGUAAGAAAAAUACUGCAACUUUUUAAUGUAAUAUCCAAAAAUAAAGGCAUUAAAAUUGUGAUAUUUACAACCCAAUUUCUAAAUGAUAUUUGAAAAUGUUACUAAACUAAGGUAAAGUACCAAGUACAACUGGAUUAAUGCAAUAAUAUUUCAGUAGUUUUAAUGUGUGAUAAUGAUAGUAUUGUAAUUGAUUCUGUAGUUUCCUUUGUCUAGAUUGUCAGCUCUUUUUAGGAAUAAUUAAAAAUAGUGAUGACUAUCUUAUAACUCUAGGAAUUGAAUAUUAUUGCCAUAUGGUGCAAUGUAUUAUUAUAUUAACUUGAAAUCACAAAUUUUCAAUAGUGAGAUAGCGUCGACGUUUUUGACGCCAAUUACCCCAUACGACUAAAUAGUAAGUUUACGUCGGGGAUAAAUACUUAAGUAAGUAAUAUAAAUUAAACUUUAGUGUAAUGAUGUAAUGAUCAAAAUUAAUAGUGAGGGAAUUUAUCACAUUUGUAUUAUAAAACACUACAUAGGUACUAUGCAGUUAUAUCAUUUAGGAGUUGGGUUGUAUGCUGCGGACAGAUUUAGGCGUAACUUUGCAUAAUUUUAUAUAAGUUUUUAUGUAGUAUUUAUACUGUGUACUGAUCAAAUAAAUAUUUUAAAUCUAA